AAGCCAAUUUGAGAUCGAUGUGAUACACUUUCCGUGGGAUUCCCUCAAUAAACUAUUAUUAGGCUUGGAUUUUACGAUUAUGAGCGAGGGAUGAUAUAGUUCAGGAUAUUUAGAAGCUUUUGUGACCAAAUAAAUAUGAUUGUGGACAGGGAACAACUCGCAAAACAGAUUCAAGAAUGGAAUGCAAAUCGCUUGGAUUUGUUCGCUUUGACGGUUCCGGAUCCUGUGAGCCUGGAGUUCUUUGGUGUUAUGCGAUUUUUCUACCAAGAUGCAUCAGAAGGAGCUAAAGUUUCAACAAAAUGCGUCCGAGUCUCCAGCACAGCAACUGUCAAUGCAGUGCUCGAGACUCUCAUCGAGAAGUUCCGUCCGGACAUGCGAAUGUUGUCUAUGAACAAGUAUUGUCUUUAUGAGGUGCAUGCUGAUGGAGAUGAGCGACGUAUGGACGAUGAGGACCACCCCCUCGAGGUACAGCUCACCUGGGGCAAGGACGACAGGGAGGGACGGUUUCUGCUCAAGCGUGAGGAUGUCAAGACAGCAUUUAUGGAAGAUUUCCAUGACAAGGGCGUCACACCGCAGCCAUUCAAACGCAAACUCUCAAAACGCGAAAAGAAAGACCAGAAGAAGAAGAACAAGGAGGCUAGAGCGAAAGGGAAGGAGAAUGCCGCCGAGCAGCUGUAUAAUGAACUACCAGAUACGAGCUUCACGAGGACGGUGUCUAAUCCUGAGGCCGUCAUGAAGCGACGUAGACAACAGAAGCUGGAGAAGAAGAUGGCACAGUUUAAGAGUCAGGAUGGUGGCCCUGACAGUGGUGGCACACUGAAGAUCUACGGCGAGACACUUUGCCCAGAUGUACCGUACAAGACCUUGCUAUUGUCAACGAGUGACACAGCACUCAUGGUGCUUAAAGAGACCCUGGCCAAGUAUCGCCUCGAGAAGGAGGACUCCAAUGACUACUGUCUAUUCAAGGUGAAUCUGGUUCCGUCCAAAGAUGGCUCUGGGAAGCUUGAAUACGGAGACGAAGAGAUUCUUGAUGACGAUGAAUGUCCUCUUGCUAUUCACAUCCAGUACCCACCAUCACAAGGUUCGGUUAUGUUCCAAAUCCGUCGCCGCCCGGCUGACUAUGAGAAGAGGAAGCGAGCAAGGAAACAGCAACAACAGAUGCACCCCAACGAUAUGGAUUACGGUCAAGGACGUCCACCACACUCUGGCAUGCACCCAGGAAGCAUUCCUCCAGAGAAGCUCCCAUUUCUUGUGGAGCUCCAUCCCGAUGGUCGUGAGCCAUACAAUGCCAACAAACACCGACUCCAGUUUGAUAUGUUAGAGGUUGGCAGUGAUCGCAACAUGUCAUCUAGUGGCCAGUAUUUACAGCUGUUUGGUCCCCAUGUUCACCCUCGGCAUUGUGUGAUAGCUCAAUCAGAGGGGAUUGUGACUGUCACACCAACCAACAAGGAUGCAGAGACAUAUGUGAACAACCAGAGAGUGUUUGAGACGACCACAUUACAGCAUGGCAUGGUGGUGAGAUUUGGCAAGGCUAACCUGUUCAGGUUCUUGGAUCCCAUGGCUGAGGAGGUGGCUACUGCAGUAUCCACCUUCUUUCAGAAGCAGAACAAGAGGCAGUCGGAGCCUGGCAUGAGGCAGCAGGGACCAUAUAACGGCCAUCAGCAACCUGGCGCGUUUGAGACAUCGUUCGACGUUGACGGCCAUGUGGAGACUAACCAGGGAAUGAGACGGCCUGAUGAACAACAGAGAGGAACACCACCAGAUGGCAUGAGAGGCGGUCCGGUGAAUAAAGUGGAGGAAGACCUGCUGCCGGCUGGCUUAGAAUUCAGAGAAGAUGCUGAAGAUCAAUUCCUGGGAAGUCUCAUCACUGAUUCCAGUGUCCCGACCGUCGUAUUUAAGUUGGCCCCUACCUACGCCCUCUACAUGUCUGCCCGGUAUCGUGUGUCAAGACACUACAGGCCUGACAUGAGUGCGUCCGAGCGUGCCCACAGGUUGACGUCACUGGUCCACAAGAUUGCUGGCAUGACACAACAGACGAUUCAGGAGGAGCACGACAAUGCAAACGCUUUGGCCUUCUGGAUGGCCAACACUUCAGAACUGCUCCACUUCUUCAAACAAGAUCGCAACAUUGGACCAUACAGUAUUGAUGCUCAGGAUAUCUUAGCUGAGGCCGUGCAGGUGGCGUUCCGUGAGCUAGUGCUUUGUUUACAGAAUGAUCUGCGGCAGACGAUGCCAGCAUUCCUCGAUGAUGGAGACGAGGAUGCUGAUGAGGAUUGGAUGAUGGAUGACCAAGUGGAUGUGCAUAACAGAUAUCAGAGAAACAGGCCAAUGAUGACUGAUGUGAUCCAAACCAUGUCUGCAGCCAUGGCACUCCUGCGACGAUGCCGUGUGAACGCAGCUCUCACAAUCCAACUCUUCUCACAGUUAUUCCACUACAUCAACAUGUGGCUCUUCAAUAAGAUUGUCAUGGAGGCCAGGUUAAGGUUGUGCACACGUCGAUGGGGAUUCCGGCUGAAGCGGCGUUUGGCAAGGAUCGAGGUGUGGGCCGAGAAGCAGGGGUUGGAGCUGGCUGCUGACUGUCAUUUAGCUAGGAUUAUACAGACUGCCCACUUGCUUCAGUCACAGAAACACAGUGCAGAGGACAUUGCCAGCAUCAGCAGCUCAUGCUUCAAGUUGAACUCUCUUCAGCUGCGCGUCUUGCUACAGAGUUAUAUCCCUGACCAUGAGGAAGGUCAUGUGCCUCAAGACUUGAUCAACCGGCUCGUUAGUAUGGCCGAGAAUACAGCUGAUGAGCUCAUAAGGAGUGAAGGUCGCGAAGUUCAUCUCGAAGAGGACCCUGACCUACAUCUCCCGUUCUUGUUACCCGAAGAUGGCUAUUCCUGUGAUAUUGUGCGUGGUAUUCCCAACGGUCUGCCUGAGUUUCUGGAUCCUCUCAUCAACAGUGGUAUCUGCAAUCUUGUCAUCCACCACCAAGCUCCUGGGCCGUGGACCGUCUACAUGGACAAUGAGCUACCUGAGAACAUGGUUCGUCACAGUCCCGGCGGACCACAGAGUGAACCGGCGGCACCACCUGGUUUGCCGCAGGAACCAGAAGUGAUGAUGGUGUCCUUCGGCAAGGUGAACGGCAGCAUGGGACUGAGUAUUGUCGCGGCUAAGGGUGAAGGACAGAAGGAGCGUGGUAUCUACAUCAAGUCAGUUGUAACUGGUGGUGCUGCAGCUUUAGAUGGGAGAUUACAGGCUGGUGAUCAGUUACUUGACGUUGAUGGCAAGAGCCUGAUCGGCCUGACCCAAGAGAAGGCUGCAGAGUUGAUGACCCGUACUGGUGCUGUUGUCAACUUGAGAGUUGCUAAACAGGGCGCCAUCUAUCACGGCCUGGCCACACUACUGAGUCAACCAUCACCUAUCAUGCAGAGAGCUGGCUCCAAACAACAAGUUGCACCACCAGCUGAUAAAUCCCGUCCCAAGAGUCAAGACGUCUCCAGAUUUGGCCCAGUAAUGGAUGACGGUUACGUGCCUCCCCCGAAUCGCUAUCCUGCAUACCAGAACCGCUCUCUUCAGGAGCAGCAUGGUCCACAGAGUAAAUCUACGCCAUCUUUACCAAACGAGGUGCCUAAUGACCAGCACAACACCACCUAUGAUCGCCGACAGCAGGCCAAUGCCCCUUAUCAACAAGGAGCACGUGACCCAAGCCGCUCCAAGUCCACCUCCAACCUGAAGCAGGAACCUGACCAUGAGGAAGCCAGGCGCAGGCAGUUGAUGUCGACAGGAAGUUUCCCACGAGAUGUGCAGCAGGGACGAUCACAUCCAAAUCUUGCUGGCCCAGAUGAAAGGAAUGCUGGCUAUCCAGCAGACUCAAGGCCUAACUAUGAGAAUUAUGGUCCGAACCGUGGUGAAGCAAGUGGUCAGCCUGGGCGGCAGUUCGGUUCUUCACCUCAGCUUUUGGAGAAUUCAGUCCCUGAUCAGUUCAGGAAGCCAGAGCCGCCGCGCAUGGAAGAACGAUCAGCUCCAAGGCAUCAUUCGCACAGUGAUAGGCCAGUGUCUGCCCACUUUCCACAAGGUCGACCUGACUUGAUCUCCUCGAGACCCAAGUCUGAAGAUAUCGAUGCCAUGAAGAUGAGAGAUCUGAGACAGAAAUACGACCUCGAUGAUCCCCAUUCGUCAUUCCGUAGUGAUCAUAACUCCAGCUAUCAAGAUUCACCCAACUCUAGCUUCAGGGCUGAACCACCCCAUGGUACACCAAAACCUGAGGUCAACGUCAGGAUUGAAGACCCCAUGAAGUCGCAGCUCACCAUGCAAGGAUUCACUGUUGUACCUGAUAGCCGGAAUGAUCGCAUGUCGCUGUCAUCCAAAGAAGGCAGCGAGGAUAUACCCAAGUUUGCCAAGCAGUCCUCUCAACCCCACUUUUUCCAGAACACACGCAUGCGAGAGAGAGACCCGACACCACCUUUUGAACAACUCAAGAGGCAGGAAGUCAUGAAUCGUCCGCCGCUUGCACCAAAGCCUAAGGUCGCUCCUAAACCUUUCGAUGGGCCUCGGGCUCCACCACAACAGGAGAUUCCUUCAAUGGCUGUGGAUCACAGAAAGUCACAACCAAACUUCUUCUAUGGUGAAUCGGAACCCGUCCAACAACCCUAUGGUGGCUUCAAUCAACCCAUGGGGAAAUCAACUGUCAAAGUUUCGUUUUCGGGACGGCCUGAUUCACCAGAGUUGCCUCCUCCUCCACCACCAGAUGUCUCUGGGAUGGACGACCCGGAUGCUGAGGACAUGCCACCCCCUCCACCUCCACCACAGGACUACACCCCGUAUGCUCAGCAGGCAUACGGGAACCGCAACCGGAUGGAACAACCCAACAGAGGGCCACGACCAAACGAACAAAACAGGACAAGUUUCCAUCAAGAUCAACAGCCAAGAUGGGGACAGAAGCCAAGCCCUCCACACGUGAGCCCUACUGUUGCCGCGACCAGUCAGGCUAUGAUGCAAUUCCCGAACCAGCCCCACACAGACAGCCAUUCUCAGCCAUCAAUGAGACAAAAUGACGCCACGUUUCCCCGCCAGCAGCAGCCACCGAGACAAGAUGAGGGGCCGAAGUGGCAGCAACCCAAACCCAAGGUACAGUUAAACGUGCCAGGUGGCCAUGAACGACCGGAGUCACCGUCCAGUUCCCCCUCACCCUGGGACCGAGAGCAGCGCGAGAAAGAGAAGAAGCUCCAGGAAGAAGAGGCAGCACACUAUCGGGAUCGUGAGAUUGCCGAUCUUGAGAUGAAGCCAUAUUUGGCGCCAGAAGAACAAGAGCGAUUGCGACGGUUGAAACUCGAUCAGGAGUUUGCUCGGCGGUUGAAGGAAGUGAAGGAUGAUGAUGAUCAGGAUGAUGAAGAUGACUUGGCUGAGAGAACAGCGAGCCACAAUCGGUUAGCCAAGAAGAUCUUCGAGGACCUUGAGCGGACACAGGCAUUACGGAAACAGAAGGACGCCAUUGAAAAGGAGGAGGAGAAACUGAAGGCGCUCGAUAUGAAACAGAGAGAGGAGAGCAUGUUACAGAGGUUCGACAAGGAACGUGACGAGCAGAGGCAGAGACAGGCACGGAAACAGGAGCGUCAGGACCGUGAACAUGAGGCUUGGUUACAGAAACAGAGGGACCAGCGUGAGAAACAGCGCCAGGAGCAGGAGGAGCAUAAACGCAUGAUUCAGCAGGAGGAGGAGAGGCUGAAGCAGAAACGAGAAGAGGAGGUCAGGCGCAAGAAGGAACAGGAGAAAGAGCAGCUUCGUGAGAUGCAGGCUGCACGCGAGGCCGAGGAACGAGCCAUCAAAGAGGAGAACGCCAGGCGUCAACAGGAAGAGUUCUUGAGACAGCGACAACAACCAGAUCAGAGAUAUUAUGAUGACAACAGGAACGAACGGUUUGGCAAACCAUCUCCUUAUGGACAACAGCCACCGCAGAACUCUCGCAUCAAUUCUUACGGGAACGAUAAUCGUGGUGAAGGACCUCCACCACCACAACGAGGCUCCUCGUUCAAUAUGGUGAAUCAGGUGCGUGGUCGUGGCUCUGAUUCCUCCCAGGAACAGAUACCGCCAUACCGGGUCAAUGCAAAUAUCAGACCACCGCUAGAUGCAGCUGCACAGAAAAAGACUGUUUCGUUCGAUGCUAAGUUAACUACCGAGAUUGCUCCUGGGUACAAGGAUGGACCCCAGACGCCACCUGCUAAUGACCUGUCUUACCGGACGGGUAAUCAGUCAGCGUACAACCCUGCCUCAUAUCAGCCUGAACAUAAUAACCCCACACUGCAACAAAAUCAACAGAACAUGAUCAAUUACCAAGUGCAGACAACACCAGGUGUGAUUGGCUCUCAGGAGGUGUACCGCGAUCCUCGGGAUCGCCGGUUACAACAGCAACAACAGGGCAAUCAAGCACCAGGUGAAAAGCUCUCAUUCAGGGACAAAAUGAAACUAUUUGCGGAGACGGCUGGUGAAAAUACACCAAAGGAGAAACCAAGGAGUUCAAGGUCGCAGCGUAUCCUGGAGAUGAAUCUAGCAACACCUUGAGGUGGGUGACGUUAUAAGCGAGGUGCCAAUGUAUAAUCAAAAGGAUAUCGGAAAGACAAUCUCGGGAUAUUGUGGUAUUAAUGAUGGCUCAAUUUGACCUUCCCAGCCCUGGUUUGACGUGUUGAGGAUAGAGUUGAAGCUCUGUUUACCAUUGAAACAGCUCCAUGAAGGACAUGUCGGCCAUGAUCCAUAGGAAGAGGCCGUGACAUCAUGGCUGGGAGGGUUAAUGUGGUCGCUCUGCUGGUUAUUUGUUGUUGAACACAAGAUAUAGCUGGAAACUUGUGGUUUUUUAAUUCAUGGAUGAAUAUCAUUCUUAUAUGCAGACUUAUUCAGAUUGAAAAUUUUAGUUUUGCACCCAAAGUGAUCAGACUUGGAGAUGUUGUGCCUGUGAUGAUGGAGUUCUUGGAUAAGCGUGCUUUAUACUCAGUCACUUUGAGCCAGGCACUACUGACAUUAGUUAUCACAUAAAAAUUUGAAAUUUGAUAGACUUUUUUCACUGUGUAUUUUGAAUUGGACAUUUGAGAGCUAUUCAUAUAUAUCUUUGGGUACAUAAUCAGUAUUGAGUCGAUAGCUGUUUCACUUCGUCCUGUUGGAGAGUUUUUUAGUUCCUGUGUUGGGGAGUUAUACAUAAAAGGCAGGAUAUUGGUUCACCCUCAGUGCUAUGCUAAUCAGCCCUUAACUUUUCCGAACAACCCAAUUUCAUUCUGACCUGUCUUGGCCUCAAGUUAUUGAUCUAGUUUUAAGAGUAGAAAUCAGUUAAGCUAGUUAAUGAUUAUUUUACUGUUAAGUCUAGAAAAGUUUUUUGUCCGAAACAUUCCAUCUUAACAUAUGUGCUUUUGAUGUUGACAUGAUUGUCACAAUGCCAUUUUUACAACCGUCCUGGUUUUUGAGCCAGAGUUGAUACAUAUCAUAGCUAGUUUUAGAAUUGUCAAGCUGGACGUCCGGAUACUUUUGUUGUAGUUGUCUUACAAGAUCGUCCUGUCAGCCCGUCCUCCGGAUAUGUGUCCCUUGUACCCGUGUGAGCCAACCUGUCCAUGCCCAGAAUCUAAAUUCGUCCACGUCCAAGUUUAUGAAUGGGAAAUUGGUUGGCCUGUCCUCGGCAUCUAAUCCAAUGUCAUCCUAGGCCAGCACAGGUACUUGGGUGUUUCACGUCCACAGUAGUUCCUUCUCACAAGGAACAAGUUUGUCCAGAUCUAAUAUGUGAGGAAACAAUUUUUAAACUAAACUUCAGGUGACGAAGAAAAUGUUUUUUUAUGUUUCUGUGAUUGUUUAAAACAUAUCAGUUGGAAUGAAUUUCAUAAUGAUUGGUCAAGAUGUUUGGCCCUCAAUUUGAUCGGUAUAGUUUGCAGAUAGCAUGAAAUUUACUGAUAUAAAAGGUUAUUUUUGUCUUUAUUUCCUGUAAAUUGUUCCCAUUAUGCUUUGGAUAGAGACAAGAGAAUUUUAUUUAUGCUACUGAAAUCUGAAAUUUAAGUAAAUCGGGAUCACAACAAAGAAUGAGAGUAUUUAUAAAUGCUAAUUGUCCGAGCAUGUUGGCCUAAUAGUUCAGGGAGGUACUACGGUGAAAGCAUUGACAGUAUUUGCUGUUUUUGAUUUGGACAACCUGGGUUAAAGAUGUAAAACAGUGUAUUGGAAUGAUGCCAGUCAAGCUCUGGUUUUAGUUUGGUAAAGCUGUGAGCGAUCAUGUUCCUAAUAUUACAUUGAACCAGGGUGUGAAGGGAGACUGACGUAUCUCGUCGUGGGGCAAGGAAUCAAUUUGUACCACUCAGGUUUUAUCAUCCUGUGUAGAUUACCCCAAGCUAACGUGUUGCAAAAAUAUUUUGUAAAAUGCAACUCUGUAUCAUAUCUGUACAUACUGUUUAAUAUUUUAAUAACCAUGCUUUUAUCACAUGUAAAUUUUAAUACAUAUCAUGUUUUUUCAGUAACUGAUUACAAGGCAGUAUACAUGUAGAGUAGCUAAACACCACUAGUCAGUCUCUGUAUGGAGUGUAGAUCGGCUUACUUUGGCGAAAUUCUGGGAGAGGGCACAUUCAAAUAACUCUUAUUAACAAUUCUGGUCUCACUAUGGAAAUAGGCCGACUGUGCAAGGAUAGAUCAUAAUGCUGUCGUUGGACAGUGCUGAAAGGUAAGAUCAAAGCAGAAUGGGUUAAAAGAUCAACACCUUACUGCACCUACAGUAAACAAACCCAUUAGAUUCAAGUUUCUAUUUGACAUUUGAAACUAACUUCAUAUUUCUGCAGUCAAGAAUUUCGCCUUUCUUGAAUAGUCUCUUGUAAUUUACAAAAUAUAGUAAACUAUAACAAUUUUUUUACUCGGCGAUGCGGUUAUCUUAUAUUACUUUUCAUUUAAUCCAUUUAUCAUUUAUAAAUUCCCUCUUAUGAUACAACAUAUCAUUGACAUACUUGAACUUGGCAGGUUUUAUGAUUACUGAUGUGUGGCUGAUCCUGUAGGUGGCAGCACAGUCUUUGUGAUGCCAGCGCUACCAUCUUCCGGUCUCAAAGACUAUCGCCCACUUUUCUCAAUUCAAAUUUUAUGACAUUUUACUGCUAAUCCAGUUAUAUCGAACACUACAUGUACAGUUAUGAUCAGAAGUUUGUUGCCUCCAUUUUGCAGUAAUAUUCCACGUGAAUCAUGGUCUCCUUUGUCUUUCGAUAAAUCAAUGCUGUUGUGUGCAUAAUAACAGAAAUUUUAAUGACUUCAGACAUUUAUAUGAAGGGCAUUGAAUGGGCCUUAUUCACUCAAGAUAUCACAAGAAAAGAUGGUGAUUUACUUCUGAUUAGGACUGUCGGACUUCUCACUUGUGCAGUCUUAUGGUUCAUUAGUCCAGUUCAGCAAUAAUGCAAAUAAAGUUUGUCAUUA
Messenger RNA from Lineus longissimus, 9396 nucleotides. Its product is annotated as afadin-like. Gene Ontology annotation, cellular component: cell-cell junction. Gene Ontology annotation, biological process: signal transduction. The record is from RefSeq and is a predicted model, not a curated record. NCBI's taxonomy places the organism in Eukaryota, Metazoa, Nemertea, Pilidiophora, Heteronemertea, Lineidae. The transcript is spliced from 22 exons. Gene Ontology annotation, molecular function: protein binding. Bases 136 to 6540 code for a protein of 2134 amino acids.